AUGGGCCGACGGAAGAUUGAAAUAAAGGCUAUUAAAGACGAUCGUAAUCGAUCUGUCACGUUUCUCAAGCGCAAAGGCGGUCUGUUCAAAAAAGCACACGAACUAUCAGUACUCUGUUCUGUCGAUGUUACCGUAAUAAUAUUUGGACAUAAUAAAAAGCUAUAUGAGUUUUCGUCAGGAGACAUACAGGAGACGCUGAGCCGUUAUCAAUAUUACGGCCAGGCACAUGAACAUAAGGGGCCCGCAGAUUUCGCGGGUAAGCAGAAUCUCGACGAAGAGGAUGAAGAUGAUAUCUCUCCCCCUCCCGAUGAGUUAGGUCAACAGAUCCAUCGGAAUGGUGUUCCACCACCACCACCUCAACAAUCUGCCUUUCAACAUGUGAAUCACACACCGUCCGUGUCUCCUCCCAUACCAAAUGGCGUACAGUUUCAUCCUCGGAAUGGAACUCCUCAACCGCCGCCUGGUGUCGGUUCUCGGCCAUCGUCGAGAAACACUAUCCCCGCCGUCAGUUCGAAUUUAGUUCCCCCCCAACAUCACCAUGCAACGCCGCCACCCCAAGUCCAAAAUGGAUAUGGUUAUAUUACAAAUCCCUCAGUCUACAACCCACAAGGUAAUCCUAAUAUGCCACAACAGCCUCGACCAGGAGCGUUCCAAUACGCCCGACCACCGCCGCCCCAGUCCGUCGCCCAACAGCAAGGACAGCAGCCGCCUAUGCCGUCACACCAUCAACACCCGUCCAUCCCACAAGUCCAGCAACAACAACAAAUUCCUCACCACCCUUACAUGCAAGACCAACAGCGAAGACCGUCUAUGCCCCCCGCUUUCUCACAACAGGACCGACAUCCGCCGCCGCCUGUAGACCAGCCAAUGCCCUCCCAGCACCAGGAACCUAAAGUCGAACAUCAACCAUCUCCCCCAUCAAGACAACACCCCACAAAAUCAAGAAGUAUAUUCACUCCAAUUGACGACCGGGGAUCUGUCUUGGCACAACAUUUUGGAUUUGGACCCCCUGCAGAGUCGCCCAAAACUGACUCGCCGGUUUUGAAAGAGCUUGACAAACAUGGUAAACCAUCAGCCCCGCCACCACCUCGACCCCAACCCCCCAGAUCACUUCCAAACCCGCAACGAACUCCAUCGACCUCAUCGGUGCCAGACAUUCAUCCAAUUUCCAGGAAUAACAGCAUAGCCGGCAAUGUCAAACGUCCUCAGCUAAAGGUACAGAUUCCCAGUGAGCAAUCAGAUGCGGGCGAAGCCACCACGGAAUCCUCGUCUCGCGACUCUGGAAAUGUCGGGGCAACUCCAGCCAAAACAGGAUCUGAUCCAGGACAUUCUGCUGUUGUCCUCCCACCACCCUCACCCUCUGCUAGCGCUUUAUUAAGUGCAGGAGCCCAUGGUCCGCCAAAUCCUUUCGCCAGGCCUCCUCCCCCCGGAGCCGUCCCACAAGCCACCGGCAGUAAUAUAGAAACGCCCAUGUCCGCUCUUCCCAGCCGCUUUGUCUCCGAUGCCCUCCUUCCGUCACCUUCAAGUUUCUACCCUGAAUGGGGCUUUGGAAGAACAGGCCCGGAUAGUAACAUGUUGCCCAGUCCCCUCACGUUUCCAACUCCCGUGAUGCAAGCUGGAACUGGAUUCGUGAAGGAGGUGGAUGAGCAGGAAAGGAAGAGAAAGAGCCCGGAAACCGGGACGGCUGUCCCUGACCCCGUCGGGGCAGGCAAGAGGUUGAAAGUAGAAUAA
Molecule: messenger RNA, 1731 nt
Organism: Ophidiomyces ophidiicola
Lineage: Eukaryota; Fungi; Ascomycota; Eurotiomycetes; Onygenales; Onygenaceae
Gene: RLM1
Product: resistance to lethality of mkk1p386 overexpression
Exons: 3
Coding region: 1-1731 (576 amino acids)
Biological process (GO): positive regulation of transcription by RNA polymerase II
Molecular function (GO): protein dimerization activity; RNA polymerase II cis-regulatory region sequence-specific DNA binding; DNA-binding transcription factor activity, RNA polymerase II-specific
Source: RefSeq, a predicted model, not a curated record